CUGCUUCCUAUUUGCUAUUUGCUUUUGCAUGUUAUUUUGAACGAGCCAAUUUAUUUAUCUUUUCCAGGCAUUAUGAAAGACCUCUACGUCAGAGUUACUAUCAUAAUCAUAGGUCUUUGCGUUGCGAGAACAGCAACAAACCCAUCAAGAAAAAGUGGAAUUUCUUUCGAUUCUGAGCACCAGCGGGAUGGGCAUCUUCCGGCAAACCGUUGGUCUUCUACAAGACCCACACCGCGGAUAGCAGACACCGUGGACAUGAGCUUCCACUCCCUUCAAGUCCUCUUCCAAUCUCACACAAGAAAAGAAUGGCAGGUGAAACAUCUGGAUCUCAGUAACCACCGCAUAUCGAAAAUGACCCUCAGCCCUCUCACGCCUUUACAUGCUGUGGAACUACUGAACCUCAGCAACAAUGCCAUCCACUCCCUCUCGCUCGAUCUGCCCCUGCCUCUCUCCUCCGGACUCCCCCGUCUAAAGGUGCUGUUGCUUCAGAGAAACCAGCUCAGUGGUACUCCGAAAGGACUGUGGAAGCUAAAGUCAUUGCAGAGUCUGGAUCUGUCGUUCAACGGUCUAGUUCACAUUGGGCUGUCUGAUUUCCAUGGCUGCCUGCAGCUGGAGAGCAUCUAUUUAAAGAGCAACAAGAUAUGCUCAAUUCACCCAGAAGCCUUCAACGGGCUCAAAAAAUUACAGGUGGUAGACCUCAGAAGCAACGCACUGACCACCCUUGAACCAAUUGUGACCAUUGCUCUAGAAUUCCCACACCUGGAACUUGACUUGACUGAAAACCAGUGGCAGUGUGGGGAGAGCAAUGCCAGCUUCCAAAAUGUCACCUCUACAUCCUGGAGGGAAAAGUGGAAUGCCAUCUGCAACAUGUCUGUAGGGAAUGAGAAGCCAUAUUUGGAGACUCCUCAGAUCCGAAUUUCCAGAGAUACACACCUUCCUCACACUUCCCUGAGUGAAUUGAACAGCCUGACCCAGAGCAGAGCAGAGAGGCCCCAGGAAAGAAUGGACACACACCUUGCUAUUCUGGGAAAGGAGGCGCGAGUUGGCUUUGGUGAUCUCAAGGAGAUAUGGCCUCAACCCUCCGUAGAACUCAGAGACUCGCAGGAUGAACAUGCCACUGACAGAAAGGAUGACAAUCCCCCAGACCUUGCUCUGGCCAUCUGCCUGUCAGUGUUCAUCACGUUUGUGGUGGCUUUCUUCUUGGGGGCUUUUGCAAGGCCCUAUAUUGACAGAUUGUGGCAACAAAGAUGCCUGAACAAAAAGCCUGGAUUGGAUAAUGGCUAUUCAAAUGAGGGCUUCUAUGAUGACAUUGAAUUUGCCCAACGUGUGCAGGACCAGGCGACAGAUCUUCACCAAACUUCCCACCACCCAGACCUUGAUGAGAGCCAGAACCCUUCCUGGCUGAGAGAGCCAAUCCCACAUGGUGCUGUCAUAUCAGAAAGGAUGCUGGGAAGCAACAAAAUGGACCUCAGUAGUCAGCAGAGCCCAAUGCAGUGUGAGGACAUCACUGGGACAAGAAGUAGCGAUGGCAACGUGUUUCCAAAUGGCCACGCAGCCCACACUGUGCUCCAUGGACUUCAAGACAUGGAUACUGACAAGCUAAACUCAACAGUGCAGGAUCACUGUGGUGUUCUCGAAGAAUCGCAUUAUGAAAUGGUGGCCCAGGAAUAUGACGAGGCCCAUCACCUUGACAAGGUGAUGGAUGGAUCUUCCACUGCUUACCCUCCGGGAACUUUGCCCAGUCCCAUCAACAAUGAGUGGGAUGAAUUGGAUGGGUCACGGUCAAGAGACAUUGCAGUUUCCUUCUGCAAAAGUCCAGCACAUACAAACACCCAAGGGACUAGGGAGAAUAGGGAGAUGGGCUGCCCUGAAUCUUUGGGAGCUAUGGGCUCACAGGUGGAAUCUUCUGAGGAAAGGCGGGUGAGCAGUUCCAUUAGGGAGCUGGUCGUACGGCAGGCCAGCUUCCGGGAAGCCAACGCGGAGAAUAGACUUUCAGAUGUCUACAGUGAUGAACUGUAUCAUGACCCAAGAGGUGUAGACCUGCCCUCCCUUAUGCCAAGAUGGGGCAGCGGCCCUCAUGCCACUCCUACUACUGAAGAGUCUGUGCAGAGAGAUGCUCCUGUUGACCCUUAUUACGACUUGGAGACCAACUAUGAGUCUGAUUCCGACGAGGGUUCUUUGUUUACGCUUAGUUCUGAGGGUUCUGAUGACUCAAGGGGCUUGACUGAAGAACAGGCAUCUGUCGAGAGUGGUGGGGCCAGCCAGACCCUCCCCAGCAGGAACUUGGGAGAAAACAAAGACAAUGAGACAUCAGCAGAAAGUGUUGAGGGCAUCACCUCAGAGAGGACUCUAGAGAAACGAGAAACUCACCUUGGAAACCCUCUCGCAUCUAGUCCAGACUCUUGUUUGUAUGAGGCCCAUCUGGAAAGGGACUUUAAUGCCACUGACCCUGAGAAUAUAUCAACCUGGCCCCAAGUCCCAGGCCAUAAGAUAUCACAUCAUGAGAUCCAAGGCACAUUUGGUGGUGACAUAGGGCCCCAGUGUGAGGCAGUAGACUGGCACUGUUCCCUUAGAGACCUGGAGUUCCCGAGUGUUGAUAGCUCACCAUCACCACCACACUGUGAUGACAAUCCCUCAGACCCUGAGGAGCAGGCACCCAUGGGAAGUAAACAUUGGUAAAUCCC
This is a messenger RNA of Acomys russatus (golden spiny mouse), 2684 nucleotides long. RefSeq names its product leucine rich repeat containing 66 (gene Lrrc66). The record is from RefSeq and is a predicted model, not a curated record. The transcript is spliced from 4 exons. Gene Ontology annotation, molecular function: protein binding. The coding region runs from base 73 to 2679 and encodes 868 amino acids. Lineage: Eukaryota; Metazoa; Chordata; Mammalia; Rodentia; Muridae.